Molecule: messenger RNA, 2039 nt
Organism: Astyanax mexicanus (Mexican tetra)
Lineage: Eukaryota; Metazoa; Chordata; Actinopteri; Characiformes; Acestrorhamphidae
Gene: tnfsf11
Product: TNF superfamily member 11
Exons: 4
Coding region: 78-848 (256 amino acids)
Biological process (GO): immune response
Cellular component (GO): membrane
Molecular function (GO): tumor necrosis factor receptor binding
Source: RefSeq, a predicted model, not a curated record
GCCCACCCACUGUUUAUAUGAAUCCCUGUUCAUUACGGACUUCCUGCCACUCACUAGACUAUUAGAAGCGAGCGCUCAUGGCAGCUAAUGACUAUCGCGGUUACCUGCGGAACCAUACGGCCAUGGAGAACGGCGAGGCGCGGCUUCACACGGCGCACGGCACUCACCGGCCGCUGCUCUUCGGCACGCUGGCUGUUAUGGGGCUGCUGCAGGUCGCCUCCAGUGUCACCGUCCUGCUGCACCUCACCGGCUAUCUGCAGGAGGUGAACCUGUCUUCAGCUGAGCCUGUUCAGGAAACUCAUUCUGAACAUAUGAUGGCUGAUGCACUUAGAGAUGAGAAGAAACGAGAGAAACCCAGAAAAAAAAAUGAUCAGCUCCCAAAAGCGCACCUUCCGAUCAAGGCCCCCAUAGACUUCUCAAGCACUGAUCCUAAUUCCAUAACAACAGUCUAUUGGGACGAGACUCGAGGCACUCAUACUAAAGUCCAGUACCACGAUGGACGACUACUAGUAGAAGAAAAAGGAUGGUAUUACGUGUACGCCAAGACCUGCUUCCGCUACGCCCCUGACCAUGCCACAAGGAAGCAGGACGUUAGCAACGUCCAGUUGCUGCAGUAUAUCUACCACGAGAUACACACGCAGCCGAGCAAGUCCAGACCUGCUCUCCUUUCAAAGAGUGGAGGGACACUGCAGUGGGGAAACCAAAACUACAACCUUUACUGCGUUCAGCAAGGAAGAAGUGCUUUUUUAAAUAAACAUGACGGCAUUUACGUCAGCGUAUCCAACUCGUGGAUGUUGGAUCCAGAACCUGAGGGGACUUACUUUGGUGUUUUUAAAAUGAGCAAGUGACAUCUGUUUUAUUUUUGCUACUGAACUUGUUUAUGCACAUUUUGCAACUUAUGAACAUUUUCAAAAUGACCAAGAACCACUGAGCACUUAAUUUAGAUCACUGACUUUUGACUUUUUGUUCAACAUUGAGUAUAUUGAACAUAUUUUAAGGGCACAUCUGACUUCACUUGUAAGCCUCAAUGUUUUGACUUGCUAAUAUUAACUGCCAUUGCAGGUUUUAGGAGCAUUGCUGUUUUUAGGCGCUCUCCAGUUGAGACAUAACGAGUCGUGUAAAAGUUGUAAAUUGAAAGUUGGAAACUUCAGCAAAGCAUUUGACUGUUGUUUACAUUGGGCCAGCUUUUGUACAAACUUGUUAGUGACAAGAAUACACAAUUAGUAAACUGAUGCUCCAUUUAAACUCCAAAUUAAUAUAUUUCAAUUUGGAACACCCCCACAAGUUGGAUUUUCUACAUGGAAAGUCAGGAGUGUCUUACCAACCCUGAGUUUAGAAUCCAGGAUGGCUGCACAGCAUGACAUCAACAGUAGUAAAAGCUGUAAUAUUAUACAGUUUAUUGGCACUUCUAUAUGUUUGUCUAAUUAUAUCCAUUUAUUUAAAUUAGUUCUACAUGGAUGGGCAAAACACCAUAUAAUGAUAUGUCUAACAGUGCCAAGCUGGGAAAAUGCUUAAAUUAAAGCCUGGGACAUAAAAGGUGGGACAAAUUUUGAAUUUGAAUUACCAUAAAACACUGGUAAAUGAUUAUAAAACUUGUGGUAAACUCCCAACUCUUUAGCUACCAGUUACUGCUUUUUUGGAAAGGGUGUGCAAUUAUAUGAAUGUUUAACUUGAUCAUGUAUCUCGGGUGUGAUGCCAUUUCCAACUGGGCAUGGAAUGCAGUAUAAGAGCCUUUUCCCCAGGUAAAGAAGAGCCUUUAAGUUUAAUCUGUGGGAAUGCACUUGUGAAUAUCUGUCACACAGUAAUAUAUUGUAAUACGUACAAGCCCCUCAACAUUGCAUAAACUUACAGUUUUUACAGAGCUGCUUCUCAACCAUAGUUGCGAUAUCCCAUGCGCUGUGCAGUAUUUUGUUUCUCCACUUCCAAAGAAAUUCUGCUUCAGCUUUUUGGGUAAUAAUCAACCCCUCGGCUGAAACAGUGAGGUUAAAUAGGAAACAAAAGAUUUUGUACAAGACUGGGUUUAAGAAUGUUUUUUAUAA